Messenger RNA from Drosophila arizonae, 1355 nucleotides. RefSeq names its product Dachs ligand with SH3s (gene Dlish). Gene Ontology annotation, molecular function: protein binding. NCBI's taxonomy places the organism in Eukaryota, Metazoa, Arthropoda, Insecta, Diptera, Drosophilidae. The record is from RefSeq and is a predicted model, not a curated record.
GUUUAUUGUGGCGGUCUGGCAAUAUCGAUAAAAAGCCUGCGAGCAGGUUCGAUAAAUGAGUUCGAUAACCACACGGGAGAAUCGAGUACAAGUGCAAUGCAUUUUCUCAUAAACAAACGCAGUUGAGCACAAUAUUAUUAUUAAAUUGUGAAUAAGAAAAUUCAAAGUUCAGCAAAUAUGGCAUUUCUGUGCCCUGUACGCAUGCGGCGCGACAAAAAGAAAGCCACAAAUGCGAACAUCGAACGUGAUUUGGCGCCCGUUGGCAUGGGCCGCAUAACAGGCUCGUCGAGUAUAGAGACGCUGGUGCGUGUGGGCAUAGAAAAGGAACAUGGACUGAGUCCCGACUCCAAGAUGGUUGUGCUGCACGACUUUACGCCCUGCGUGGAUGAUGAGCUGGAGGUGAAGCGCGGGCAGCUAGUAAAUAUACUGUAUCGCGAGAACGAUUGGGUAUAUGUUAUAGGACAAGACUCUCGCCAGGAGGGCUUCAUACCCUUCUCCUACUGCGCGCCAUACAACACGCAGCUUGCCGAGCUGGCCAUCAAAAAGAAACUGCCACGCGAUCAGUGCCCCGAACAGCCGCACGACGAGAACCAACCACUGCUGAGCGCGGACAACAAGCUGGACGUGCUGUGCGACGAGACGACUAACGCCACAGCCAGCAAUGUGGAUGGCAAUCUGCAUGUGACGAUGCCCGAGUGCACGCCCUUCAUCAAGGAGCCGUCGGGUCGCUGCAUUGUGCUCUACACGUUCAUAGCGCGCGACGAGAACGAUUUGUCCGUGGAGCGGGGCGAAUUUGUGACGGUGCUGAAUCGUGAGGAUCCCGACUGGUUCUGGAUAAUGCGCAGCGAUGGCCAGGAGGGCUUUGUGCCCGCCAACUUUAUCUAUCCCGCCGACAGUGUGCGAGUGCUGCAGCAGCAGAAGGCGGCGAACGGGACAACAGCUCCGCUCAACGAGAGCAACAUGCAGCAUCAUGCGAAUCUAACAGGUGGCAGCCUGAAUGCCAUGGAGAGUAUGCUGCAGCAGCAGGGCCAGCAGGCACAACAGGUGCAGCAGGCACAGCAACAGGUGCAACAGCAACAACAGCAGCAACAACAACAACAACAAUUGGGCAUUGGCACCGAUGAUUUGCGCUAUCAUGGCACCGAGCUAGUGAUGCUCUAUGACUACAAGGCACAGGCGCCCGACGAUUUGUCCGUGCGUCGUGGCGACUGGAUCUAUGCGGAUCUGAACAAUCAAACCGUCGACGGCUGGCUCUGGGCAUAUGCCCCCAAGACGCGCAAAUAUGGGUUCAUACCGAAAGCCUACGCCAGGCCGCCGGCCAUGACGAGCCUCUGAGCUGGCUAAGCUAAUAGUUA